Babesia microti strain RI is the source of this 4446-nucleotide messenger RNA. Its product is annotated as E3 ubiquitin-protein ligase UBR1. The transcript is spliced from 6 exons. Gene Ontology annotation, cellular component: cytoplasm; ubiquitin ligase complex. The record is from RefSeq and is a predicted model, not a curated record. The coding region runs from base 1 to 4446 and encodes 1481 amino acids. Gene Ontology annotation, biological process: protein ubiquitination; ubiquitin-dependent protein catabolic process via the N-end rule pathway. Lineage: Eukaryota; Apicomplexa; Aconoidasida; Piroplasmida; Babesiidae. Gene Ontology annotation, molecular function: ubiquitin protein ligase activity; zinc ion binding.
AUGUAUUGGAAUGAACGCUUUGAUUUGGAUGAUCUGUGUGUCCAGUUUCCUCUAGACACUCUUAGUAGGAAUAACGUCAAAAACGACAUUCUCCUUCUUUUCAAAAAAUAUUUGAGUAACUCAGAAAGACCUGAUGAUAUUUUUAACAGACUCCAAUUGUCUCAAGGUUCGAUAGGGGUAUGCCGUGUCAUUUGGCCUAAUGAAACAGUAUUGUUCAAGUGUAACGACUGUCAGUAUGAUAGCACUUGUGCUAUAUGUAUUAAUUGUUUCCUAAACUCAUCCCACAUGGGCCAUUCAUGGAGCAUGUCAAAGUCGUAUGGUGGCUGUUGUGAUUGUGGAGAUUCCAGUUCCUGGAAGCUUUCAGGAUCCUGCCAUAGGCAUCAGGGUGUAACCCAUAGGCAGGAUGGGCCAAGAUCUCUAGUCUCUUUCACCUACAAAUUCUACACCAGAUCGCUUGGCCUUAUUGCAGACAUAAUAGCAUUUAUUGACAGGCAUCUACUGACAGUCUCUUCGGCACAACACAAAUUCUCUGCCAUAUUGCUAGAUAUUCUUAAGGAAUUUGCCAAUUUAUUACAUGGGCUGAGAUGGAUAAUCAGCAAUAACAUUUCAUAUAAGAUACUGUGCCGAUGGAUCAAGAGGCACAAGGACUUGGACUUAUCGCUACAAAAGUCAUUUGGGCUUUUUUAUCUUGCAAUGUUCGCGUCUCCGAAGUUUAAGAUUAAGUUUUCCAAGAUAUUUGCUAGGAACUACAUUUCCAUAAUUACGCCUUUUCCAAAUCUUUUAUAUGACAACAUAAUUUUCAGCAUGACCGAAUUAUCAGUACAAUUGUUUACGGUUCCUGAAAUUGCAAUUUCACUUUCAAAAACUGGAUUUCUUUACACCUGCUUACAGCACCUGAAGAAGCUGUUCAAAAUUUUGACCUUCUCAUCUAUUACUCAUAGUGAAUUUAUUGCUAACGGGUUUCUGCAUGAGUGUAUUCAGAUAUGCGCUGAUCUGUCGUUCCUCCUCAAUCACAAGGAAGUGUCCAGGCUUGUAAUCGAAGAUUCCGAAUUGCAUUGUGAACUGUUUAACAUGCUUUCAAGUUAUAACUAUGUAAAUUCUCAAGUCUUACAGGUGGAGCGACACAUUGACAUUCAAAACACUCUAUAUCCCCUCACAUUCAUAAUAGAAGACAGGAUUGUAAACGCCAUACGGCCCCUGUGGCUCAACUUUAAUAUGUCUAAGGAUGAAUUCUCCCCAUCCACUCUCUGGAAAGUCUAUGAGAACUACUUCAAGAGCCUUGUAGCGGAUAUGGAAAUUUCAAAGGGCCUACAAAGCAAGGGUACAGAUGAUGAUAUUUACCUAUGCCGUACAUUUCAUAUACCGCUGAUGCGCUUGCUGCCAAACAUAAUUCAUAUGGACAAAAUAAAAUCACUUUUGAAAGUUCAAUCCAGCUAUACAGACGCUGGAUAUAAUAAUGAAAAUGAUAAAUUCUUGGAUUUGAUCCAUAAAUCCAUGCUCCAUGUUUUGGACCAGUGCAUUAGAUGCCACCUGUUUUACUUGGAAAUAAAAGGAGAGAUUUGGGUAAGAAAUGGCGAUUCUAUGUUUGGGCAGAAUGAAAAGUACAAGAAUAUGGGAUUUCUUGACCGUGAUGUAGCGGUGAUGCAGAUGGCUGCGCUUAUAAUCAAUUUGUUGCCAAAACAAUACACAAAUUACAAUUUUUUACAAAUUUUGGCGGCCAAUUGUUUUCCUUAUAUCGAAAAAUAUGACAAUAUCAGCGACUUUUCUGCUAAGCUUACUUUAGAACAACAAUUUACCCAUGCAUUUGAUCGCCAUUACUACAAAUACCUAGAAUGUUCGUUUAAAUGGUUUUUUAUCAUUUUGUGCAGAUAUUUAUCCAAUGUGGUCCAACUAAUAUCUUACAAUUGGGACUUUAGUUCCCCUUUGAUUGACGUUACAUAUAAUACCCAGUCUAAAUUAAUCCCUGUCGCCAUCGAUACAGACAUUAAUUAUGUAAAAUACUCAUUGUUCAAGAUAGAUCUGAUCCAUUACAUCCACUUUAAUUCGACCAAAAUAACAGAUUUGGUCAAGUACGCUGAACGCAGGUGGCCUAAUGGGGAUUUGUUCAAGGCACUGGAGCAAAUCGGUACUAUUAGGCGUUACGGAAACGGCAGCGCAGACGUUACGUUGAAAUCCAAAUAUUUGUGUCUUAUCGAUAUAUACUGGCCUGGUGAUUUCACUAUUUUUGAUGAAAAUGCAGCUACCAAUAACACAAACUCACAUAAUGCUGAUGUUAUCAACGUAUUUCCUCAAAGCUAUACCCUAUUGCAUAAUGAAGUUAAACAUUCAAUUUACCCCGAUUUGGCACAACUAUUACAAUCGUUAAACACGCUGCGUAGAAGAUUCACGCUGCCGAAUUGUCAAAUGCAGAUUAUUGCUAGGGAGAUAUCCAAAAUUGAUCCCUUAAACACUAGUUUGGAUAGACUGAUUAACACUUUUGACAUUGCAUCAGUUGAUACAAAAACAAAAGAUUCCUUUGAUAGUACUAUGAAUUCACCAAAAAGAUCAGUUCAAACCGAGGCUCUGUCAAAUUUAAAGAGAAAACAGCUCAGUUUUUUGGCCACACUGAAUGAGUCGGAUGAAAGUGAUCUAGAUGAUGAGAUAAGUGCUUAUUGUAUCCUUUGUCAUUCUUCGGGGAAGUUAAUAUUAUUGUGCUACCAAUUGCCUAUGUCAAAACUAUGCAAACAUCCCACCCUCAAUAACUUUUACCCUCUCUUCAGGUGCAUAGAGACUUGCGGUCACGUUAUACACCAAAAGUGCUUAGAAACAUACGUUGCAAAUAGGCGAUAUUCCGACAAGAAAACCUUCCCCUGUCCCCUAUGUAAGUUGCAGGUCAAUCUAACCAUACCUUACAUACACGAAUCAAGUAACAUGAGUGAUGAGGAUUAUGCCGAUACACGAGAUGUUUUAAAAGUUACGUACGUAAGCAAUGCAUUUGUAGCUUCUUAUUGGGAGUUGUUAGUAACAACUUCGUUCAAGCGGAAUUUGUUGAUAUCCAACCACGCAACGAUGCUUUGUCAGCUAAUGAAGCACCAAUACAAGGGCACUAUUAAAUCUGUUCCCACAUCUAACAAUGAAAAUUGUGGCAUGGAUUGCGGUUUGUGGAAGGUAAAUCCAAUAGCAAACCUGAUUCAAUUUAUUUUCACUGGAAAACCAUCGAAGGAUAGUAUACUGGCGCACAUACGUAAGUUGUCUUACAUUGUCAUCGUUCAGUUACUGUUGGAUGAUUACAUUACUCAUCAAAGAGCUCAAUGCGAAAUAGAGUCAGAAACAUCACUAGAAGGGGGUGACAGAUAUUUUAGGCUGAAAAGAUACUUCAAAAAUAUCUUAUCCCUCAGGAAAAAGAUAUGCACCAAUCAAGAUAAUGUCACCGAUAGUUUCAGUGCAGUAGAUAAAAAUUUUGGUUUCAAAAUUGUCAAAAUGGUCGUAUACAUUGUGAAAAUCAACCUCAUAGGGACACAAAGGAAUAGGAAGGAAGAACUUUCAGCUAAUUUUGGGUUGACUUUCGACCUUAUAUCCAGCGAUGUAAAAGUUGAAAUGUAUAAAUCUAAUCAGGAAAUAGCAGAAUCUCGAAUUAACACAGAUUUUUUUUUGCCUACUUUGCAUAAACUUUUGGAAUUAACCAACGAACCAAAUUGCGACAUCAUAUCAAUACUUUGUGAGCUGUAUACCAGCCAUGGGAAUAAAUUGUUAUCCAAAUUAUGCGAUUUCAUUUCGGUGUGUUUGUGGUCACUACACUGUAUUUUUGCAUACAAACCGCAAGUGAUUAAAAAAUUUUCCCACGAACAUUUGAUUGGUAAUCAAUUAGACAGGUUUACUUUGCUUUGGAAUUUUGUGGCUGAUGAUAAGUCGCGUAUAGACGAUUUUAGGGACAUUGUGAUGAAAGCUAUCAACCAUAUCACUGACGUUACUAGCGAAAGAUACAGACCAAAAUUUUCACUGAAGAUGUUUAAAUUAGCUAGGAAUUCAGAAAUCAUCCCCCGCGACUACAUGAAAUUACUGCGAAAUACGAUGAACAUAAAGUGCCUACUAUGUAACAACAAACCAUUGUCUCCUGCCGUAUGCCUGUUUUGUUGCAGAUGGAUUUGUUUGUAUUGCAAGGAGGGGGAUAAAUACAUGGGGGCUUUUGACCACGCCUCCAGAUGCAGUUUUGGCUGUGGAUGCUUAUUCCUAGUCCAUCAACGCAAGGUUCUAUAUGUCUGCAGCUACACCAAAAGACAUGCCUAUGUAGAUUCAAUUUACAAUGGACCAUUUGGAACUUUUAGGGAAAAUUUCACCAGUAAUUCUCCAUUAGAACUCUCUAGAUCUCGGUUGGUAACCAUCGCAAAUGAUCUCUUCUUCAACAGACGCUCAAUAAAGUGGCAACGGACGAGGUCGAACUUGUUGAACGAGGAGGGCGAAGACUGA